AUGGCUCCAGGCGUGCUGCACCGCGUGAUCCACGGAACGCCGGACCCCCAACCAUGGCAAAGGGCGCUACUAACCUUCCGGCCGGCACUGCUUCAAGCGCACCGGCGCCACCGCGUGCGACACGCCGACUAUCCAGCAAUCCUCCCCCACCCGGGGUCGACCGUGCGCGGCACGCUCGUGACGGGGCUGACGGAGGGCGACAUCUACCGGCUCGACAUCUUCGAGGGGAGCCAAUACAGCCGGCAGUCCGUGACGGUGCAGAUCCUCGGGCACGAUCUCGGGCUAGACGAGAGCGUCACGGACGAGCAGACGGCCGGGCUGGUGGCCGGGGAAGCCCAGGCGGAUACGUAUAUCUGGCGGGGCGGGGAGGACACGCUGGAGGCGCAUGAGUGGGAUUUCGAGGUGUUCAAACGCGAGAAGAUGCGGGCGUGGAUGGGCGUUGCGGGGACAGGGGAGGAGAAGGGUGGGGUUGAGGUUGACGAGGGCUUUGCAGAUGUCGAUCGUGCCGUAAGAGAGGACGGGUGGAUGCGGCAAGGAGACAGCAACAAGAAUUUGGCGCAUGAUCCUAUGGGAGGAAGGGGCGCGAAUGGCCAUAUCACGCAGCAGCUGGAGAAGGCUGCUGUAUAG
Molecule: messenger RNA, 627 nt
Organism: Exophiala aquamarina CBS 119918
Lineage: Eukaryota; Fungi; Ascomycota; Eurotiomycetes; Chaetothyriales; Herpotrichiellaceae
Exons: 1
Coding region: 1-627 (208 amino acids)
Source: RefSeq, a predicted model, not a curated record